Loxodonta africana (African savanna elephant) is the source of this 864-nucleotide messenger RNA. It is a transcript of the gene MUC13, whose product is annotated as mucin 13, cell surface associated. The coding region runs from base 1 to 864 and encodes 287 amino acids. NCBI's taxonomy places the organism in Eukaryota, Metazoa, Chordata, Mammalia, Proboscidea, Elephantidae. The transcript has 8 exons. Gene Ontology annotation, biological process: heart development. The record is from RefSeq and is a predicted model, not a curated record.
AUGGCGGUGGCUUGUGUGUCCCAGGGCUUCUCCUUUCCCUUUGCUGUGCCACACAAUGGGCCAGCUGGCAAAGACUCAUCCUCUUACCCUGGACCUACAUCCAACUUUGCCAGCUUGGAUGAUAUUCAGUACAUUGAAGAAGGCAACAUCAACAUGUUUCUACUUCCAGGGAACCCCUGGACUGUCUCCAGUGCUGCCCAUGGUGGCCACUACCCAAACUUGCUUUGGGAGGGUAGUCCUGAAGAGUUUCAAGAGCAGCAAAAGGAGCAAGAUCUGUGUGAGUACCGUGGUUGUAAAAAGAAUGCUGGAGACGACUGCAGCGAUGGUUUACAAUGUGAAUGCAAAGAUGACCUGGAAAGACCUAACCUACAGGUCCCUUUCUGUCUGGCUUUGGCUUCCAACUGUCCCGACAACUGCAAUGAAAAGAACCACAAGCAAUGCUUACAGAAGGACGAUGGAGGGGUCCCUGAGUGUGUGUGCCUGCCAGGCUACCAGGACAAAGAGGGGACCUGUGAAAUGUGUCCAUUCGGCUACAGUGGAGUUGACUGUAAAGAUCAAUUUCAGCUGAUCCUCACCAUCGUGGGCUCCGUUGCUGGCAUCCUCAUUCUCAGCAUGGUGAUUGCGCUGGUUGUCUUAUCAAGAUCGAGGAACAAACCGAAGAAUAUUGAAGAACAGAACUUGAUUGAGGACAGCUUUUCAAGUCUGAAGCUGCAGGAGACAGGCUUCACCAACUCUGGAGCAGAUGGGCACAUCUUCCCUAAAAUCAAGAUAGCACCCUCCAGAGAUCAGCCCCAAAAUCCCUAUGUAAACCAGAGAGGUAUGCUCCCCCUUGCCCUUUGGUCGAACCCUUGUGAGCAGCACUGA